This is a messenger RNA of Benincasa hispida (wax gourd), 2570 nucleotides long. RefSeq names its product gamma-glutamyl transpeptidase 4 (gene GGT4). Gene Ontology annotation, biological process: glutathione catabolic process. Lineage: Eukaryota; Viridiplantae; Streptophyta; Magnoliopsida; Cucurbitales; Cucurbitaceae. Gene Ontology annotation, molecular function: glutathione gamma-glutamate hydrolase. The record is from RefSeq and is a predicted model, not a curated record. Gene Ontology annotation, cellular component: plasma membrane.
GCUCCCAACUAAGCAAUCAGAAGCUGAAAUGAAGUUGGUCUCGCAAGUCGCAAUAUGGAGCUUUUGAACCAAACGAAUCCCGUACCUUAUCGCUAAAACUUCAGCUAGAGAAGAAUCAAAAGAAAUAUCCUUAGGAUUUACAGCCUCCGCCUUCAAAAUUCCGACGGAAUCGCGAAGAACAGCAGUUACCUCAGCUGAAGAACGGCCCCCCUUUCUUUCACCGUCGAAUCGAAGUAGUUGGUUAAGCCUGAAUUUGGAGUGAAAUUUUCUCCAAUCACCGGAUUAUCCCACAACUUCCGAACAAUCUUAGCGCUUCCAGAUUUAAACAGAAUGUGAUUACAAGAUUCAGAAGCAGCGGAGCAAACAGGAGAAAAGGUAUCAAUCGAGAGUAUCUGUGGAUAAACUAUGGAAUCUCCAUUACUGCGCCAUCGUGAAUCAGUGGACAGGUGGUGUUGUAGAGGAGUGAUUUUCAUUCCCCUCGGAAUACUUGCCCUCACAGUUGUUGGUCAUAUCCUUGGAGGUUCCAUAAAUGGUUCAGUAUUUAAUGAGGAAAACAAGCACUCUGAUGGGAUACAUAUCAAUAAUUCUGAAACUGUUGAGUCAGAGAAGGGAGUUGUUGCUGCUGAUGAUGGCCGUUGCUCUGAGAUUGGAGCGUCGAUGCUUAGGCAGGGAGGGCAUGCUGUUGAUGCUGCAGUUGCAACUGCAUUGUGCCUUGGUGUGGUGUGUUCGAUGUGGAGCGGGAUAGGAGGCGGAGGUUUUAUGGUCGUGCGAUCUGCCUCAACUUUGCAAACCAUAGCUAUUGAUUUUCGGGAGACUGCACCCUUGGCUGCAUCUCAGGAUAUGUAUGAAUCCAAUGUGACAGCCAAAGAUAUUGGGCCACUAUCAAUUGCAGUCCCUGGAGAGAUAGCUGGCCUUCAUGAAGCUUGGCUAAGAUAUGGUCGUUUGGCUUGGAGGUCCUUAUUUGAACCUGCUAUAAAGCUUGCCAAGGAUGGAUUUAUGAUUUCUCCUUAUUUAGGAAAGUCCUUAGUUUCCUCUGCCAAGAUGAUCCUACAUGAUCCUGGGUUGAGACAAGUUUUUGCACCAAAUGGUGACAUAUUACAAGUAGGCGACACUUGCUACAAUGUCGAACUAGGCAAGAGUUUAGAGGCCGUGGCAAAUCAAGGGCCACAAGCCUUCUAUAAUGGAGUCGUCGGAGAGAAGUUAGUGAAGGAUGUGAGAGCAGUUGGUGGCAUUUUAUCCAUGGAGGAUUUAAGGAACUACACAGUUGAAAUAACAGAAGCAAUGACCACUGAGACGAUGGGCUACACAGUGCAUGGCAUGCCACCUCCUUCAAGUGGAACAGUUGGACUUGCAAUGGUAAUGAACAUCUUUAAGAGCUAUAAUGAUCCUGAUGCCACUAAAGGAAACAUUGGCCUGCAUCGCCUAAUCGAAGCAUUGAAGCACAUGUAUGCUGAACGAAUGAACUUGGGCGAUCCUCGGUUUUCCAACAUUAACAACGUUGUCUCCAACAUGCUCAGCCCAUCAUUUGCAAAGAAAGUUCAGGAAAAGAUAGUUGACAAUACUACUUUCCCUCCAGAUUACUAUCUAUAUAGGUGGAGUCAGCUAAGAGAUCAUGGAACCAGUCACUUUUGCAUUGUGGAUGCAGAGAGAAAUGCUGUAUCAUUGACAACAACUGUAAAUGGGCGCUUAGGAGCUGGCAUUCUCUCACCCUCUACUGGUAUCGUUCUCAAUAAUGAGAUGGGGGAUUUUUCUAUACCCACUGACAUAUCUCCAGAUAAACUCCCUCCUGCUCCAGCAAAUUUUAUCCAACCAAACAAGAGGCCCCUCUCUUCCAUGACUCCUAUUAUUGUCACAAAGGAUGACCGGUUGAUUGCGGUAAUUGGAGGUAGUGGAGGUAUGAAGAUACUUCCAGCAGUAAUUCAGGUUUUCCUUAACUAUUUUUCACUGGGAUUUCAACCUUUUCCAGCAGUUGAAAGGUCAAGGGUGUAUCAUCAGUUGAUUCCAAAUGUAGUUAAAUAUGAAAAUUUGACAUGCAUAAAUGGCGAUCACGUCGUAUUUUCAGCCAAAGAGAAGCAAUUCUUGGAAGAUAGGGGUCAUCAAGUUGUAGCUAUGGAUACAGCAGGAGCCAUUGUUCAGUUUGUAGUUCAAAACUUCAAAGACGUCGUUGACACAGGUCGAAAAGGUGGAAAGAUAUCCAAUAACCGAAAACAUUUUGGUCUUCUUACAGCUGUCUGCGACCCAAGAAAGAACGGAAAUCCCGCAGUCGUUUAGGAUAUGUUGGAAAUGACUUUCAAAGUGUUUUGUUAAACAUUUCGAAAGUUGUUUUAAAUGGGCUCAUAGUUUACUAGAUGGGAAAGAAAGAAACGUUUUUUUUUUCUUUCUUUGCUCUUUUUGGCAUUGAUUCCCAUCUCCCUUUUCAAGAUACGUAGCCUCCUUUUUGGUACAUUGACUUAGUUCGACCACGGAAAUGUUUCUAGUUCACACAAUAAUAGAAGCAUUGGGGUGUUCUUAAGUUGGGCAUAACUCUCUCUUGUUGGCUGAAUGAAUGAUCAGUUUUCUUGAGUUUUUAA